Mycosarcoma maydis (corn smut) is the source of this 246-nucleotide messenger RNA. RefSeq lists its product as uncharacterized. The record is from RefSeq and is a predicted model, not a curated record. The transcript has a single exon. NCBI's taxonomy places the organism in Eukaryota, Fungi, Basidiomycota, Ustilaginomycetes, Ustilaginales. Bases 1 to 246 code for a protein of 81 amino acids.
AUGUGGGAACAGCAACAUCGGUCCAGUCGGCCAUCUAAGAGCUUGGACCCAGCGCUCCGCAACACAAGGACCAUCAAAUCAGAAGCCUUGAACGAGAUGCAAAAGGUGGCAAAGCUCAAUGAAGCAGGUCGAUAUGACAUGAUUGUAUGCGCAAACAAGAGAAAUGAUGUGGCUUCCUCAGCUUGCAGCGCUUGCACGAUUGAUCAACGUGUUGCGCUCCAGCGAGAUUUGGACGCUCGUCGUUGA